This is a messenger RNA of Hibiscus syriacus, 3080 nucleotides long. RefSeq lists its product as uncharacterized. NCBI's taxonomy places the organism in Eukaryota, Viridiplantae, Streptophyta, Magnoliopsida, Malvales, Malvaceae. The coding region runs from base 589 to 2847 and encodes 752 amino acids. The transcript has 13 exons. The record is from RefSeq and is a predicted model, not a curated record.
CUGCUCUCUUUUCUCUGUAAACAAAAAUGUUUCUCUUUCUUUCUUACAUCCGCUUUCUCGGCUGAGAUGAAAUGGAGAUCCUCUUAAGCCUUUGCUAAACUCACAAAACAAGAGAAAAGAGAGAGAAACGGAGAGAUAUCAGGCAAGGCAAUCAAAUUUGAUUUAUUUUCUCUUUCCUUUGAAAAACCAAAACCCAAACGCCACUUUUUCGGUUUUCUUUCCGGCUAACUUUUCGCUCAUAACUAAAACCCAGAAAAAAAUUAAAUAAAGUUCAUCCAUCUCAUCUUCUUCGUUUUUCCUUCUCUCAUGUCUUCAUCACUAAAUUAUACACAGAGUUGCAUUAAAAGGAAUCUUUCUCUUACCUUGUUUUUUUUCUUCUUGUUUUUGUUCAUGUAAUUGAAGAAGUUGUAUUGGAGGAGAAGAAGAAAGAUCUGGUUUGAAGCUUUUUAUGAGUUAAUUUGGAUUCGAAUCGUUUAUUUUGAAACCGUGAAUGCAGUUUUCUGAAAAAGGAGCCGCCAAGGGAUAUAGCGUGAAGUUAGUAAUGUUAUCAUGAAUGUAAUGGACAAGAGUUGAGACGUGAGGCGUGGAAUGACUAGGUUAUCACGACAACAGGCUAAUACUAACAAGAAACAACAACAAUCUCGACCCAGUAUCUUGUUUGGUAGCGUUGGCGUUGCUGGGGAGUUCGUUUCUUUAACGAAAGCAAAGAAAGAGAAAAUGCGGAGAUUAUGUAGCGUUAAUGGUCAUAGAGAAAGUCCCAGUCCUUGUCCCGAUAGCAAUCCACAUUGUGAAACUGAAAUGGGUAGUUCUUUUUGCUGUGAUUUGUCUUCUGAUAAUACAGAAAAUCAGCGUCCUUCACAUUCACCACAAACUUCUCCCGUCACUAAUUCUGCUACCAAUAUCUUUAAGAUACCCAAAAAGUUCAUUUAUGACUGCAAUGUCGUUAAUCAUGCAUCUGUUCCACGGAAGCUGCGGUCAGCCAUGAAGAAGCGCAGUCAAGAAUCGAUCUCCCCUCCUCCACCAGAAUCUAAGAAAACGAACCAUACGCUUAGUGGAGUUGAAGUCCAUAGAAAGGAUGGUCUAAAGAAACCAAAAUUGAAAUUGAAACAAGGAGAGUUAGACUGGUCCAGGAAGGAGACUGUUUCUGGACCAAUAACAAAAGAUGAGGAAGAAGUUGUGGAGACCCUGUAUGCUUUGGCGGGAAUGUUCCCUGAUAGUGACUCAAUUGAUACGAAUAAAAUGAAUGGUGAACCGAUAGAAGCAAAACCUUCAGCUCCUCCAGAGACCGUCAUAGCAAUUGAAGUUAAAAAAGAAGAUGCAAACACAGUUUCCUAUCCACAAGCAACCGAGUUUGUUCAUCCAUAUUUUUUAGAGGAUUCAACCAGCGAUGCUGCUAAAUGCAAUUCUUUGAAUGAAACUAUAUAUCAAGAUAAGCCUGACUUGCCAGAAAGCAGGAAGCCCCAUUUUGAACCAGAUAGUAGUAGUUCUCAAAUGAGGCCGAGUGGUUCCAUCUCUUUCUUGACUAGGAGUGAACCUGAAACUGAUAAGUCAUCUUGCAUUCCUGGCAACUCUCAUGUUCGAUCUGAACUAACCUUAAAAACUGGGUUGAAGCAGCAACUGGUGACCAAUCUUUUUGAAACAAAGGCAGAAAUGACACUUGGGGUUACUGCUGCAGAAAACCAAAUGGCACAGCAACAUAUUAUCAAGGAACUCGGAAAAGAUAGUCUUGCAUUGUUGCAAAGCUUGGCCCUUGGUUCUUGUACCCCAGGUUCUUCAAAAUCAUCUGCUAAUAAAUUUCCUGCAUGGUUGGACGCUGCAAUGUAUGGCCCCAGAACAUUUUCUUUAGAAAGUGGUUCUUCGAGUGAAAAGGUUCCAAAAGUCACCAUGGAUAGGAAGUCGAUGAAGAGGUGUGCCACUCAUGUAUACAUCAGUUGUCUCAUUCGUAAUUUACAGAUGCACAACAAAGACAGCAUUCUUCAACAGCCUCUUCAGUUAAAACCCCAUACCGGACUCAAGCAAACAGCUCUCUUGUAUCCUAAAGAUGACAAUAACUUGAGAAAUCCUACAAAUGGCAAUCUACCUAGUAGCAGUUCUGGCCAUUCUGCUACCAAUAGAAAUGAUUAUGAAGCUAGAAAUGGUGUUCUACAGCCAAAGAUGGUCUAUCAGGAACAGACACAGGUUGCUUCAGCAUCUGGGAGGAACUCUUCAAAUAAGCAGACUUUUGAUUUCUUGUCUUUGUCGGCUGGGGGCAUUAAUGUGGAAGUUAAUAAUAGCUCUAAUAAAGUUGGAAAUACAAUUGAAUCAUUGUCACAACUGCACGGAAAAGUUCCGUACCUUCAUUCAUUUCAACAACAUUCACCUGUGCCUUUCUCAAUACCUGCAAGUCGUUACACAGACCACCGUACAACAGCUACACAGCAGGUCCAACUGCAGCUACCACAAUAUCCCAGUAACCCUUUUUGUGCCCCUCCUUACAUGAGUCAUUCGGGAGUUACAAAGCAGCAGCAGCAGCGACUUUGGGCAGCUCACCGAGCAGCUCAGUACAAGACUGGAACCUCCACAGUCUUGACCCAAUUUCCAAGCUGGCAAAAUGGAAAGCCCGAGUCCUCUACAUCUAUGCCUUAUACUCAAAAUGCCAAUCCUCCCUUUUCAAGUCUAGAUGCUUUUGGUCCCAAGUAUAAUACAAUCACACAACAUCAGCUGCCGAAAAUUGCUAUUUCUUCAUCUUUGCUGCCAGCCAAAGCGAAAAGGUCAGACCACCAUCUUCCGUCCAUAUACGAAGAAAGCAAUGGUAGAUUACGUGCCAGUGGAAUGCCUUUGCAGUUACUCUGCGAUGAGCGCUUCUAGAGUUUGAAUUAGGUCCUUUCUGCUUACGAUGCACACAGUUAACAUUAUUUUAUUCUUUCAACUGCAACUCGUAGCUAGCCAGUGCUCAUCGUUGACUGAGUCAGGUUUAUCUAUUGACCUACAGAUUCGGGAAUGAAAUAUAAGUAGACACUAAUAUUUACCAAGAAGAUAUUUUAAUGCCCGUUGCCUCGUGAUCACCCCCUUAGGGUGAAAGAUAUAAAAAUGUCUAAUUG